AUGUUCAAAAGGGUUGGGCUUAUUGCUGGUAUUGCUGGUCCGGUCGCUGGAAGCUCCCGUUUUUCGGCGGUGAGUUUCUCAAAGAGAGCGUUUUCUGCCUCAAGUAAGAGAUGUACUUAUGAGGAAGAGAGAGCAGUAUUGGACGAGAUUCAACCUUUACUAUCGGAGAAGGAUAUCGACGCAUCCAAGAAGUUACGUAACAUUGGUAUUUCUGCGCAUAUUGAUUCUGGUAAGACCACUUUCACCGAACGUGUGUUGUAUUACACAGGUAGAAUUAAGGCCAUUCACGAAGUGAGAGGCCGUGAUAAUGUUGGUGCUAAAAUGGACUCGAUGGAUUUGGAAAGAGAGAAGGGUAUUACCAUUCAAUCUGCUGCUACUUACUGUUCUUGGGAUAAGGACAACGAAUCUUAUCAUUUCAAUUUGAUCGAUACUCCAGGUCACAUUGAUUUCACUAUCGAAGUGGAACGUGCGUUAAGAAUCUUGGAUGGUGCUGUGUUAGUUGUGUGUGCUGUUUCUGGUGUUCAAUCUCAAACAGUAACUGUGGAUCGUCAAAUGCGUAGAUACAAUGUCCCAAGAGUUACUUUCAUCAAUAAGAUGGAUCGUAUGGGUGCUAAUCCUUUCAGAUCUAUUGAACAAAUCAACAAUAAGUUAAGAAUUCCAGCUGCUGCCAUUCAAGUUCCUAUUGGUGCUGAAUCUGAAUUGAAGGGUGUUGUCAAUAUUAUUGAUAGAGUUGCCAUCUACAACGAGGGUAGCAAUGGUGAAAAACUUGUUACCGGCCCAGUUCCAGAAGAUUUAAAGGAUUUGGUUGAGGAAAAAAGAGCUUUAUUGAUCGAAACUUUGGCUGAUGUCGAUGAUGAGAUCGCAGAAAUCUUUUUGGAGGAAAAGGAACCUUCCGUUGAUGAAAUCAAAGCUGCUAUUCGUAGAGCCACUAUUGCUAGAAAGUUCUCUCCUGUCCUGAUGGGUUCCGCUUUGGCUAAUACUGGUAUUCAAAAUGUUUUAGAUGCUAUCGUGGAGUACUUACCAAAUCCAUCUGAGGUUUUGAACACUGGUCUCGACAUAGCUAAGGAUGAAACCAAGGUCAAUUUGAUUCCAUCUUCUACUCAACCAUUUGUUGGUUUGGCCUUUAAAUUGGAAGAAGGUAAAUAUGGUCAAUUGACAUAUAUUCGUGUCUACCAAGGUAAAAUGAGAAAAGGUGGCUACAUCACCAACGUUAAGACCGGUAAAAAAGUUAAGAUUUCUCGUUUAGUGAGAAUGCAUUCCAAUGAUAUGGAAGAUGUUGAUGAAGUUGGAGCUGGCGAAAUAUGUGCCACUUUUGGUAUCGACUGUUCUUCCGGUGAUACCUUCACAGAUGGUACCUUGAAGUAUUCCAUGUCCUCUAUGUUUGUUCCUGAUGCCGUUAUCUCUUUGUCUAUCACUCCAAAAAGUAAAGAUUCCACAAACUUUUCAAAGGCUUUAAAUCGUUUCCAAAAAGAAGAUCCUACUUUCAGAGUCAGAUUCGACCCAGAAUCUAAGGAAACUGUUAUCAGCGGUAUGGGUGAAUUGCAUUUGGAAAUCUACGUAGAAAGAAUGAGGCGUGAAUAUAACGUUGAAUGUGUUACUGGUAAACCACAAGUUUCUUACAGAGAAUCUAUUCAAUCUUCUGCCGAAUUCGAUUACACUCACAAGAAACAAUCAGGUGGUGCUGGUCAAUACGGUAGAGUUAUGGGUAAUUUGUCUCAUAUUGAAAAUUCCAAUACCAACAACUUUGAAACUGCUAUCGUUGGUGGUCGUAUUCCGGAUAAGUAUUUAGCUGCCUGUGCCAAGGGAUUCGAAGAAGCCUGUGAAAAGGGUCCAUUAAUUGGCCACAGAGUGCUCGGUGUUAAUAUGUUAAUCAACGAUGGUGCUAUUCAUGCUGUUGAUUCCAACGAAUUGGCCUUCAAAACCGCUACUAUGGCCGCAUUCCGCCAAGCAUUUUUGGAAUCUCAACCAGUCAUCUUGGAACCAAUCAUGAACGUCUCUGUCACUUCUCCAAACGAAUUCCAAGGUAACGUCAUCGGUUUGAUGAACAAGUUGCAAGCUGUCAUUCAAGAUACUGAAAAUGGUCAAGACGAGUUCACCAUCACUGCUGAAUGUCCAUUGAACACAAUGUUCGGUUUCGCUACGUCUUUGAGAGCAUCUACUCAAGGUAAAGGUGAAUUCUCGUUGGAAUUCAAGCACUAUGCGCCAGCUUCGCCACAGCUACAAAAGCAAUUGAUUGCGGACUAUCAAAAGAAGCAACAACAGAAAUGA
Kluyveromyces lactis is the source of this 2268-nucleotide messenger RNA. It is a transcript of the gene MEF1, whose product is annotated as Mef1p. The transcript has a single exon. Gene Ontology annotation, molecular function: GTPase activity; translation elongation factor activity; GTP binding. The coding region runs from base 1 to 2268 and encodes 755 amino acids. The record is from RefSeq and is a predicted model, not a curated record. Gene Ontology annotation, cellular component: mitochondrion. Gene Ontology annotation, biological process: mitochondrial translational elongation. NCBI's taxonomy places the organism in Eukaryota, Fungi, Ascomycota, Saccharomycetes, Saccharomycetales, Saccharomycetaceae.